Molecule: messenger RNA, 1242 nt
Organism: Striga hermonthica
Lineage: Eukaryota; Viridiplantae; Streptophyta; Magnoliopsida; Lamiales; Orobanchaceae
Source: the annotation of a GenBank genome assembly
AUGACCAAUUUUUGUUCAGAUCCACUCCCCGAGGAAUUCCGGAGCGACCCGAAGUUCGCCGCGAACACUCAAUCACCCACCGGAGUCGUCGUAGCCAGCGAUAAUCGCACCACAUGUAAAUAUUUCAGGAUGAGAUUUAAAUUUGCAAACCUAGAGUCUCUUCCCGAAGAUUUGUUAUUGGAUAUCCUUGCUCGUCUCCCCGCUCAUGUUAUUCGAGACCCUGUAAGUCUUGUUUGCCCCAAGUGGUACCAUUUGACCCGUACUCGUGACUUCAUUCACGCGCACUUUCAGCGUGCGACCUCCGGGCUCCUCUUGUACUCUGCGAUGUUCCCUAAAGAACUGAUUUUUAUCUCCAUGAAGGAGGGCCGGGUCGAGAAAUUCAGGUCCCGGAAUGAAUAUGGCUGCAGGAUUUGGUCCAGCUGUAAUGGUCUGGCUUUUGGGAGCUGCUCGUGUUAUAGCAAGUCUAGAUUGUGCAUCCUGAAUCCUGCAACCAACCAACACUAUGACCUCCCCCCUUAUAUCCACAGUUCUUCUAUGAAGUUUUAUUCUUGUUUAGCAUAUGCGGUGGCCUCUAAGGAGUACAAAGUGGUCUUAUGUCAUUGUCUGGGAGGACGUGGUGGUGUACGGACUUAUGGCUGCGACAUAUUAACUGUUGGGGUCGAUACCUCUUGGAGGCACGUGCGCAUCCAACACUUGUCUGAAACGAGCAGGAGAUUGCUGUGCGACAAAAUUCCAUUGACAACCGAAGGUUUUGUGCAUUGGGUCGCAGAUAGGAUUGUGACUGUGUUGACUAUGAAUGUGGAGACUGAAACUAUAUCCGAGUCGCUGGUCCCACUUCCUCGAGCUCAUAGAGGGAAAAGGAUGUUUUAUCUGUCGACUGGUAGGUAUCUAACUGUAUUGGUCCCCCUUGGGAAUUUCUCGUGGGAUGUUUGGCAGAUGGAAUCAGAAACUGGGGAGUGGGUCAAGGUAAUCAGCAUUGAUUUGGAGGAUGAAAAGUGGAGGUUCGACCAGUUUCUACAACAUCGAAAUGAAAAUCUCGUUCUACAUGAAGAUAUGAUGUUCUUUCCUGACGGUUGGCUAGAUUACCCAGAUGUGCUCGUAUUUCAUUCUGCGCCCAGAAAUCGCAGGUGCUUCGCGUACAAGGUUCGUACGCGCGAAAUAUCGUUCGAGUUAUCAACACUAACAUUGGGUGGAUCUUAUAUCUUUAGAUUCCACAAGAGUACUCUGUUGUCGGUCGGCUGA